UUCGGGUACCCUUCUAUGAGGAAAGUGGGGUGGGUGUCUGCUGGAGUGAGUAUGGCUGAGCAGAUGGAGCUGCUUUUGAAAUCAGUGGCAGCCAUCCCAAGCAUCAAUGUCUCAGAGUUUUUCUCUCCAUCCCUUUCUUCCCACUCCUCCCUGGGCUUUUCUGGAGCAUCUUCCCUGCUCCCUUCCCCUCUUCAGCAGAAAAACGUGAAGACACAGCUCCCUACCCUUCACCCAUAGCAGCCUCCCAGAGGGGACUGCAGAGAUACAAGCCCUUUCUGCAUGAUUUUAGCCCCUGCCUUUUGCCCAGAAUCUGGGGAGGACUUUUGUUUUUGCAUUUUUAAGUCAGCAUUUUAUUCAGGACAGAAGCUAUGACUGACUAGUCAGUGCUAAGGAAAGGGGUUUCUCCUGUGUCCCUGGGGUUUGGGGCUCUUCUCAGAGAGGCACUAUUCGUUCCCUGCUGUCAUCAUCGCAUCCAGGCAGCUCAUGAGACCUGUGACCCAUGUUCGAUUUUUGCUGUUUGGUAAUGAGAGUUGGGGGGGCGGGGGGAGGUUGGUGGCAAGCAGCUGGCAUCCUUUUGGGAAGCCAAGCUGUGUCCCCAGUGGAUGAUACCUUGAGCCUCAUUGCCAGCUAAGCCCUGCCACACCGGUAUGUGUUACAUUUUUCAUCUGGAACUGUUUCUCAGGCCUUCCUCCUAAACCUUUUCUUUUUCCUCUUUGGUGUGCCUCAGUAGUUUCCUUCACAGAGUGAGAGGGCUUGUGUCCAUCCCCUCUUCUCUAAGACUUGGAAUUGGAAUUCUGGUCAGCACAGACACUUACUAGCUCUGUGAUUUAGCAAAUGGUUAGGUCAUUUGCUAAAUGAUGACUGCACUACGUCAUCCCUAAGAGCCCACCUUUUACAGCUCUGCAGUCACAUAGGCCUCUGGGAUUACAGUUAUAUAUUAACAAUUAAGGGGUGGAAUAUGCAGCCAGGCUCCAGCCUCUUGAAACCCAGAUAUAGCCUUUGGCUUUUCAGCUGAUAAGCAAAAACUAAUUUUCUAGAGUCCCCUAGACCACUGUUUUCAAACUUGUUUUAUUUUUACUUACUGUAUAUAUAUUUUACGUGAUAACCCAGUAUAUGUGUGUGUGUGUGAUUGUAACAAAGUUUCAUGAAGCAUUAUUUAUUCUUAGUAUAGUAAGAUAUGCUCAUAUUUUCCGUACUCUUCAGUUCUAGUUCUUAAAACAUAAACAUUUUAAUAAUGGCUUACGACCUACAGUUUGAAAAUCACUAGAGUGGCAAAUCAUCAUUAUUAUUGUUGAGUCUUAAUCUUUUCUAUUUCAUGAGCAUCUUAUAAACCAGUCUGGUCUAGGCCCAACAGCAGGUAGUGAUUUUAAUCAGGGCUGUCUUGGCCUGGGAUGUAGACAUCACCUAGGUAGAUUCUGAUGAGUCUAACAUUUAGAACCAGCACAGACAUCUUGAGGCCAGUGAUGGAGCAUUCUGGCCACUUAUUCCUGUGUCUUUUGUGUGGGUGGGAAGAUGCAAGAGGAGGCUCUGAGUUGUAUGCGCCAUGGCCAUAACUAGUGUCAGAUUGCCUGCUGGUGUUUUAAGAAAGCCAGAUGCCUGGAUGGGACUCUGGGGAGCACUCCGAGGAAUACCUGCUUCAUACAAACUCUGUGCUUCCUGGAAUCGAUACUUAUAUUUUUCGAGUGCCAGGUUAAAUGCAUCCAAUUAUAAAACACUUUUCCAUGAUGUUUUCUCACUGAGAUAUCCAGGGCUUUUGAUAUCUCCAAAAUGUAUUUUUCCACUUUCCAUAAGACUCAAAAGUAAUAUGAACUCUAAAAAAUCCAGUAAAAAGACUCUACAUAAAGUAGAAGAUGAAGAGGACUCUGAUGAAGAAAGGGAUCCUGAUGAGAUGAGCGAGCAGGAAGAGGAGCUCGAGGAUGAUCCCAGUGUGGUCAAAGACUAUAAAGACCUAGACAAAGUAGUGCAGUCUUUACGGUAUGAUGUUAUCAUGAAGACAGGUCUGGAUGUUGGAAGAAAUAAAGUGGAAGAUGCAUUCUACAAAGGUGAACUCAGGCUGAAUGGGGAAAAAUUAUGGAAGAAAAGCAGAACGGUGAAAGUGGGAGAUACAUUAGAUCUUGUCAUUGGAGACGAUAAAGAAGCAGAAACAGAGACAGUGAUGCGAAUUCUCCUGAAAAAAGUGUUUGAAGAGAAGACUGAAAGUGAAAAAUACAGAGUGGUGGUCCGGCGGUGGAAGAAGUUAAAGUUGCCUAAGAAGAGUGUGUCCAAAUAGAUUGCUUUGUAGGGAUAAACCUGCUUUCAGGGGUGGGAUUGGGGGGGACC
Molecule: messenger RNA, 2319 nt
Organism: Choloepus didactylus (southern two-toed sloth)
Lineage: Eukaryota; Metazoa; Chordata; Mammalia; Pilosa; Megalonychidae
Gene: MTRES1
Product: mitochondrial transcription rescue factor 1
Exons: 4
Coding region: 1544-2269 (241 amino acids)
Source: RefSeq, a predicted model, not a curated record